Aureobasidium subglaciale EXF-2481 is the source of this 2436-nucleotide messenger RNA. RefSeq lists its product as uncharacterized. Gene Ontology annotation, biological process: cell division. Gene Ontology annotation, molecular function: protein binding. The record is from RefSeq and is a predicted model, not a curated record. The transcript is spliced from 5 exons. Lineage: Eukaryota; Fungi; Ascomycota; Dothideomycetes; Dothideales; Saccotheciaceae. Bases 1 to 2436 code for a protein of 811 amino acids.
AUGUCGCAUCAUUCCACAUUGGCUGUCACACAACUCAAACACCUCAUCUACUACCACCUGGACAACGAAUCGCCAGACAAUGCGAACUUUCUUGCUGCACGCUUGAACGCCAUUGAUCCGCGGAAUCCGGACUCGUCACAUCUUUUGGCCCUCACAAACUAUCGUUUGCGACGUUAUAAAACAGCCUACGACUGCAGUCAGAAGAGCGGCGCGAGUGGUAGACACUUGGGAUGUGCCUAUGUUUUGGCACUGGCCUGUCAGGAGCUUGGAAAACACAACGAAGGCAUUGCGGCAUUGGAGAAAGCCAGGAGCUUAUGGCAGGGUCGCAAUCACUGGGGUAAACACACCGAGUCUUCAACAAGGCAUACUCCCGAUGCUGCAGCUGUGAACACUCUACUCGGAAAACUAUGGCGCGGACAUGGUGAUUCGAGAAGAGCUGGCGAUUGCUACAUCGAGGCGCACAAAAGCAACCCAUUCGCGUGGGAAGUCUUCCAAGGUCUUUGCGCCGAGAUCGACAUAUCAAGCUCUUUCAGAAUGACUCCAGAACUGGCUUCUGCCAUCUCCAGUGCCUCAGCGUCCGCAUCGAAUCAAGAAAUUGUCGAUGACGAAGCCUUGCCCAUCGCACCCAGUUCAACGAACGCCAUUAGUAACCUACAUACCCUUACGCCAACCAACGACCCUUUUAAUCCUGUAAAACCUGGCGGAGACAUUGUCGCACAAGCUCAGAAUAACUUCCUGCUGCCGAGGAUGAAAUCGAAAAGCAUCUUCGGCAAUAACGUUCAAAAGCCCACCAGUCAGCCAAGCUGGGAUACGCCGACGGCUAAUGUAACGUCCGGUGAUGAAGAUAUCGAGAUGGGAGGCAUACAACAAGAGACAGCCACAACGGAGGAACCGCCGGCCGCACCGACGCGAAGGUCAAGGACUGCUUUACAGAGACUUGGACUGGAUGCCGGAAAAGACAGUCAGAAGGCGCGUGCUGCGACCGUCAGGAGCCAUGCGAAACCCAGCGCCGAAGCAAUCGAUGCUGACGAUACGACAAACGCUGCAGCAAACAGGCGGACACAACACAAACGGACGAUCUCAGGGCACAGCGCACAGAUCCCUGAUGCUGAAACAAUAACAUCUGCUCCAAGGAGGAGCAAUCGUCUAUUCAGCCAAAUCACAGGGUCAAAAACGACGAGCAGAUUACCGGCCGAGAGCAAUUCCCUGACUGCAGCUAAGCGCGACGAGGUUAAGAAGGCGAAGGCUACGGGCACCAAAGGUAGAGGUCCUGCCCAAGUAGGCCGUGUCGUGAGCGGCAAUCGGAAGAUCAUGCCACCAAAUCCAGGUGAGGUCAAGGACACUCGUGCUCCAAGUCGUAACAGCGCUGCACCACCGGUAGCGACGCAAAAACAGGCUCUCGAGUCAACAUUGGGCGUCGAGAUGGCAUCGACAGAAUCACUAUUGGCUACCUUCAGAUCGUUAGGAGCGGCUUACUACCUUCUCAGCCGCUACCAAGUUUUGUCGGCGAUUGAUGCUUUCAAGGCUCUUCCAUCAGCACAUCGAGAGUCACCAUGGGUGCUGGCUCAACUCGGUAAAGCUUAUUACGAAGCAGCAGAAUACGCAUCGGCAGAGGUCUGUUUUGCCAAGAUACUCAAGCUAGAGCCGACACGAAUUGAAGACAUGGAAGUGUACUCGACAGUUUUAUGGCAGCUGAAGAAGCCAGUACAACUAGCUUUCCUUGCCCAUAAUCUGAGAGAUCUGGAUUUCAACUCGCCCCAGACUUGGUGUACGGUCGGUAAUGCGUUCUCCCUAAGCAGGGAACACGAGCAGGCCAUCGCAUGCUUCAAGCGUGCGACACAAGUGGAUCCAGAGUUCAGCUACGCCUGGACGCUUAUGGGCCACGAGCUCUUGACCAACGAAGAAUUUGAUGCGGCGCUUGCAUCGUUCCGUAAAGGAGUUGGCAGUGAAAGACGCGGAUUUGGCGCAUGGUAUGGCUUGGGAAAAUGCUACGAGCGAAUGGGCAAAUGGGACGAGGCGCAGAGACAUUACAGGAUCGCGUUCGGGAUCAAUCCCAGCAAUCCUGUGCUAGCGGUAUGCAUAGGAGUGAUUCUGGAGAAACUCCGCCACCCUAAGGCUGCUCUGAUACAAUACUCUCACGCAUUGAGUCUGGCACCAAACUCCGCGCUAGCACGAUUCAAAAAGGCUCGUGUACUGAUGAGCUUGAGACUCUAUGAAGACGCUCUCGUCGAACUUGAGGUCUUGAAGAGCCUGGCACCCGAGGAGGCCAACGUCUUUUUCCUGCUUGGGAAGUGUUUCAAGGGACUCGGAAGACGAGCAGACAGCGUGCGUACCUUUACUACGGCGCUGAAUCUUGAUGCGAAGGCGUCGCAAUAUAUCAAGGAGGCCAUGGAAGCUCUUGACGACUCUGAUGAUGAUGACAUGGAUGACGACUGA